UGCCAUUCCUCUGAAAGCCUACCCUGGCCUGCCUGGCCUGCCUGGCAAGCGCUGAAUCGCAUCAACCAUCAAAGCACAAGUACUCCGGGCCAAGGUACCACGUUGACAUGGAUCAGCAAGACUCAUCGGCUCGCGUCCGCUCAUUCGCUGAUUCGCCUCGUUCCAAUCUCUCACGGCAGCGACAUGGAGCUCCCUCGAUCAUUACGACUGGUAACGUUCACCUGUAGCGCCUUGUCUCUCCUUUCCUGUGCGCCUUCCUGUCGUAGACUCCAUCGCCGCCGUCGGCCUCGUCAUUUUGUUCCGCUGGGCCACUUUGGCCGACACUACGGAUACAGGAUAGGCAUCCACUGCACGCACUCGCACUCGCACUUACCUCACCGGCAGGAAACCCACUUGGACGCAACGGCAUCCCUCAUCUGCGCUUUCCCACUUCGCUGGGCGGCCUGGACUGGUCUAUUUGGUCACGCUGUUGUUCAUUUCCAGGCAUGCCACCCAAACCCACCCACCAUUAACAGUGCCCGCCCUCAAGUCAGUCUCACUCUCACUCAGCCAUCGGGCAAUCACACUUUGAAGCGCUACAUUGGUCGCUGGACUCACUGGUAG
Colletotrichum orchidophilum is the source of this 603-nucleotide messenger RNA. RefSeq lists its product as uncharacterized. The record is from RefSeq and is a predicted model, not a curated record. The annotation marks the transcript as partial. Lineage: Eukaryota; Fungi; Ascomycota; Sordariomycetes; Glomerellales; Glomerellaceae. The transcript has a single exon.